This is a messenger RNA of Manihot esculenta (cassava), 902 nucleotides long. RefSeq names its product E3 ubiquitin-protein ligase RHA2A. NCBI's taxonomy places the organism in Eukaryota, Viridiplantae, Streptophyta, Magnoliopsida, Malpighiales, Euphorbiaceae. The transcript has a single exon. Gene Ontology annotation, biological process: protein ubiquitination. The coding region runs from base 86 to 595 and encodes 169 amino acids. Gene Ontology annotation, molecular function: ubiquitin protein ligase activity. The record is from RefSeq and is a predicted model, not a curated record.
UCUCUGUCUAAUAUAUAUUUAUAUUUAUAUAUUAAGAAACCCUUCUCCUUUUUCUUCCUUCUUCCUGGAUAUACAACAGACCAACAUGGGCUUGCAGAACCAGCUAAACGACGUAUCGUCUGAUUCCAUCCCUUUAUUGCUUAUAGCACUCAUCGCUAAAUGCGUUGAUCAUCUCCGCUCUUUACUCUUCACCUUCUUUCACUUUUUCGGUCUUUCCCGAUUCGGCUCUUCCCACGGCGUAAUCGACGAUGGUCUCUUGGCCUCAAUGGGCUCUAGCCUUGCUGGCCUCAUCGUUCUUGCGGAGCAGCUCAAUCUCAACCGCGUUUUCUCUUACAGGUAUUGUUGUGGAGGAGGCGAUGAUAACAAUAAGGUAGGAUCGGAUUGUGUGGUGUGCUUGUGUACGCUGAGAGAUGGGGAACAGGUCAGGAAGCUUGAUUGCCGUCACGUAUUUCACAAAGACUGCUUUGAUGGCUGGCUUGAUCAUCUCAAUUUCAACUGUCCACUCUGCCGCUCGCCGCUCGUCUCCAAUCAGCGCGUCGAAUUCACGCGGAGGCGCGUGGGUGGGGAUUUGCUGGAUUGGUUCUCUACUAGUUGAUGCGUUUUGUUCCUGAUGCGGCGUUCAUGACGGCUGUUUACGGUGGAUGAUGGCAGUCCGCGAUUUUUUUGGGGGGUAAAAUUUGAAAGUUUUAUGGCAGUUUUGACCAUGGAAUUUCUCUUUUUAUCUUUUUUUCCAAUUAUUUAUCUUUUUUAGAGCUCCCGAGGGUUCUUUUAUUAUUAUUAUUAUUGUAAAUUUUGAAAUUUGAGAGUUUGUUUUGUUAUGAGAGGAGAGAGUAGUCUUGUACAAAGGCUAUUACCACUUGUUAGAGACGUACAAAUACAGUAUGCUAUUGUUGUUAGCAGAA